Molecule: messenger RNA, 405 nt
Organism: Octopus sinensis (East Asian common octopus)
Lineage: Eukaryota; Metazoa; Mollusca; Cephalopoda; Octopoda; Octopodidae
Exons: 1
Coding region: 1-405 (134 amino acids)
Source: RefSeq, a predicted model, not a curated record
AUGCUGAACCACCUCCCGGAGACAGUAAAGGAAGGAACUCUACUGGUGUCUUUCGAUGUGGUGAAUCUAUACACCAAUAUCCCACACGACUAUGGUAUUGAAGCAAUCACAUUCCGGCUAGAAAAAUACCCAGAAGCGAUCCCUGGACGCAUUAACCACAGUUUUAUAAUUGAAGCACUCAAAUUCAUCCUGCUGAACAAUUUUUUCAUGUUCGAUACAACCUACUAUCGACAAAAAUGUGGAAUUGCAAUGGGAACCAGAGCUGCUCCAUUGAUUGCAAACCUUGUAAUGAGUUACCUAGAACUCAAGUUAUACCAAUCAUCACUAGAAAAAUAUGGCGCCUCUUUUAAUUUCUAUUUAAAGGAGAACUGGAAGAGAUAUUUGGAUGAUUGCUUCAUACUUUGA